Messenger RNA from Nothobranchius furzeri (turquoise killifish), 1349 nucleotides. It is a transcript of the gene vti1b, whose product is annotated as vesicle transport through interaction with t-SNAREs 1B. Gene Ontology annotation, biological process: retrograde transport, endosome to Golgi; regulation of protein localization to plasma membrane; intracellular protein transport. NCBI's taxonomy places the organism in Eukaryota, Metazoa, Chordata, Actinopteri, Cyprinodontiformes, Nothobranchiidae. Gene Ontology annotation, cellular component: late endosome membrane; SNARE complex; ER to Golgi transport vesicle membrane. The record is from RefSeq and is a predicted model, not a curated record. Gene Ontology annotation, molecular function: SNAP receptor activity; SNARE binding.
AAGUUUAGGCACUUGGUCACGAGAGUCGUCAUGCGGCAGCGGAAGAGUCUCAUCGAAGCACAAGCAGUUGAUCCACUUGUGUAGUUCGUUCCGUCCUUUAAAGAAAAAGGUACAGGUGGCCUUUUUAUGACAGACAGCGAGAUUACAUUGACGGAAAAUGUCGUCGGAAGAAUUUGAGAAGUUACACGAAAUCUACAGAUCCUUGUAUGACGAGCUAAAGCUAAUCCCAGAGAAGGCUCUCAGCUGUACCGGAGAGGAGAGGAAGAGACUGGUGAGGACCUUCGAUGAGAGACAGGGGGAAGCUGAUGAAGUGUUACAGGGAAUGGAAGAGGAGCUGCGUUCUGCACCCGCGUCUUACAGAAAUGCCAUGAGUACGAAGCUGCGCUUUUAUCGCAGAGAUCUAGGCAAGCUGCAGAGGGAGAUGAAAAUCUCUGCUCCGGGGUCUGGCUCAUCUUCCCACACGGUGCAAGGAGGCCAUCAUGGUAUCUAUUCAUCACAAAAUCAGCAAAGUACAAACCUGCAGUCCCAGAGAGCUUUGUUGCUCCAGGGCACGGAGUAUCUGAACAGCGCCAGCCAGAGUAUCGAACAAAGUCAUCGCCUGGCUGCAGAAUCGGAGCGGAUUGGCACAGACAUCAUCGAAGAGCUGGGAGAGCAGAGGGAGCAGCUAGACCGAGCCAGAGACAGACUGGUGAACACAGGAGAGAACCUCAGCAAAAGCCGAAAAAUUCUUCGUUCCAUAUCACGAAAGCUCAUGACGAACAAGCUGCUACUAGCGGUCAUAAUCCUGAUGGAGUCGGCCAUUCUAGGAGCUGUGAUUUACCUCAAGUUCUUCAGACAUUAAUGAGUUGUAAACAUCCGUGGAUCUCAACCACCGUUUCUCUUCUCUGCCCAGUAGCAAUAAUACUGUUUUGUAACUGCAUCGAGGUGUUGGACUUUUACUGUGGAUUCUCUCCACCAAUGGCAAAGUUUGGAAGCUGUCACUGGACCAAAUGACCAGAAACUCUAUAAGAUUUGUGCUGUUUAUCUCUUCUGUUGAUGCUGGUGAUGUGCUCCUGUUGGACGAUGAUCUAGACUUGCUGGUGCCACAGAUCCCAGAAGACAAGUCAACAAUAUCCUUCGUCAGAGGGAAAUCUGACAGAUGGAGCACACCUGAAACGUUAACUUUAGGUGACACCAGUUUAAUCUGCUUUUGUGGCGUUGGUCACUAAUGGUUGUAAUGAACUGAUGGAUGAAUGAAUGAAAUGCUAAAUGUGAAGAAUGAUGCCAGGUUUUGGUGUAGUAGCUUUGUGCCGUAUGCAGGUAACACACUUGUAUAAAAUUAAUGUAAAUAAAACGAAAAUGUAAUCUCA